CCUUUAGUAAUUAGGUGGUGAGCGAAGCGAGCCACCGUGCCCGAAGCGUGGCGAGCGUACUUUUCGGGUACCCUGUUCGCCCGUAGCUCCUCCCCCUGGUGACGUAGCUCCUCCCCUCAAUACGUCACAAGGUCCCUUCAGCCCCUCCGAUAUAGAACCAACCGCUACCCUAACAAUACACAGCCUAUGAGCUGCAGCACGCCGCCGACACGACCGGCCACAUCCCACUCACCUGUCGCGUCGGUGCCAACCAUGGUCACCGACAACCGGUAAGCGCGCACCGGCCGCCAGCAGUCAGUCAGCAGUGCUACACUCCGGAUCCGUACUCUCUGAAUUAAUAGAAAGCUCCCGCCAUGAGCAAGGGGGGCGGGGAGUUCAGGCCAGGCACGCAGCUGAUUGCUCGACUCUUCGCAAACGAGAUCCUGUAGUCCAAUAGCCGCGUCCCGAUGGACGUCUGACGGCAAAGGGCGGGGUUACAGCUGCCGAAUGUCAGUCCCAGUCAGUCAGAACGUCACACAGUGGCGCUUGAGCGUGUAAUGGAAGCUGCUCGCUGCUGGUAAUAACAAUUAAUGAUAAGACGGCUCUCUGUGUGGGGGGACAGGUAACACCGGCCGGGCGGCAGCUCACCGCCGGUUACGGCUUGCAUGUGGUUUGAAUAACACCAUUUGUUAGUUAAAGUCACAUACCAAAACCAUCUGAAGAUAAGGCUGUAAAGGACCACAUUCUGACCAGCAAAGUACAAUUUACAGCGUAUAGCUUGCAAUAUUUAAAGGUCAGAUAUACCUUAGAACAUGGAUGAAUUUCAACUAUCACUGAAAGGUUUAUUUUUUGAUGGACUAUCUACAGAAGAAAGUUUGGAUGAGCAAGGCAUGAAGAGAUGGCUUCAAGCACCAGCGCCUAGUGUUGAUGAUAUUCCUGAGAGUCAAGAUCUGCAAAAGGAGAUAACAAGCAUUAAGUCAGCAGCAGAGAUACGAAAGAGAAGAAAGUUUAUCCCACCAUUAAAGAAGGCAAAUGUAUUAGAAAUCAGCCCUCCAGGAACAUAUGCUUCCCAGCGUGGGACUCAUUUUAACAAAACAGUGACACCAAACACAGGAAAUACAUGUGCAGAGAAUGUGACAUUAACAUAUCCCUGGUUUUCAUGUGACAAUGAAGGUCAGAGCACAGAUUGUCUUACCACUGAACUGAAACAGAAUCUUCCACAAAGUCAAGAUAUCUAUGACAAUUCAAGCUUGUUUCGAAAAAGCUUGUUUAAGCAGCAUGAUGAUUUAUUCCAAUUUGAAGACAGAGAACUGCUAACAGAGAAUACAGUAUCACCCAAUGCUCUGAAAUCCAUUGAAGAAUCUGAAAAAUCCAAUUAUAGCGAACCCUUCUCCCAAAAUUUAACAUGCAACAUUAAUGAUACUGACGAUUCUAUGCCCAACACCGGCUUAGACGAAGAAACAAUUUCUCAUCCCCUGUCUUUAAAACUGCAGAGUGGAAAAGCUGAAACUGAAUGUGGGAUCCUUAGGUCUAUCUCUGAAAUUCCUAAACAAUUUCGCAAUAUUUUUAAAGAAUUUCCCUAUUUUAAUUACAUACAAUCAAAAGCCUUGGAUGAUCUUCUGUAUUCAGAUAAAAAUUUUGUGAUGUGUGCUCCAACGGGGUCUGGAAAGACAGUGAUUUUUGAAAUUGCAAUUGUUCGACUACUAAUGGAAGCACCAGCUCCUUGGAUACAUGUUAAAAUUGUAUACAUGGCACCCAUUAAAGCUUUAUGUGGGCAAAGAUUUGACGAUUGGAAAGAGAAAUUUGAACCCAUUGGACUGAUUUGUAAAGAGCUCACAGGAGAUACAGGGGUAGAUGACUUGUUUGAAAUUCAGUAUGCUCACAUUAUCAUGACCACUCCUGAAAAAUGGGAUAACAUGACUAGGAAAUGGAGAGACAAUACCUUGGUUCAACUUGUACGUCUGUUUCUUAUAGAUGAGGUGCACACAGUGAAAGAUGAAAGCCGAGGAGCAACUCUUGAAGUUGUUGUCAGCAGAAUGAAAACAAUACAGGUUUCGCUUUCUCGAGCCAUGAAAACUACAGAAGUGCGUCUACCAAUGCGAUUUGUGGCAGUUUCAGCAACAAUUCCUAAUGCUGAGGAUAUUGCAGAAUGGCUGUCAAAUGAAAAGCAUCCUGCUAUAUGUAUGAAAAUGGAUGAAUAUCACCGACCAGUGAAACUACGCAAAGUAGUUCUGGGAUUCCCUAGUGGCAGUAAUCAAACAGAAUUUAAAUUUGACCUAUCCCUUAAUUAUAAAAUAGCAGGUGUUAUACAGACCUACUCAGAUCAGAAGCCAACACUUGUGUUCUGUGCCACCAGGAAAGGUGUCCAGCAAGCAGCUUCUAUCCUUGCAAAGGAUGCAACAUUUAUCAUGAGUGUUGAACAUAAACAGAGGCUUCAGAAAUCUGCUAAUGGUAUAAAAGAUGCAAAGCUUCGAGAUCUGCUGCUUUAUGGUGUUGGAUAUCACCAUGCUGGUGUGGACGUAUCUGAUAGGAAAAUAGUUGAAGGAGCUUUUACAGUGGGAGAUCUGCCAGUACUGUUUACCACCAGUACUUUGGCUAUGGGCGUUAACCUCCCAGCUCAUUUGGUUGUUAUAAAAUCAACCAUGCAUUAUGCUGCAGGAAUGUUCCAGGAAUAUAGCGAGACAGACAUUUUGCAGAUGAUUGGAAGAGCUGGUAGACCACAGUUUGAUACUACAGCCACAGCAGUUAUCAUGACAAGGAUAAGUACUAGAGAGAAGUAUGUACAUAUGCUAGGUGGUGCAGAUACUAUUGAAAGCAGCCUGCACAGACAUCUUGUGGAACAUCUGAAUGCAGAAAUUGCCCUGCAUACCAUCACAGAUGUUAACAUUGCUCUGGAGUGGAUAAGAUCAACUUUUUUGUAUAUCAGAGCUCUGAAGAAUCCAUCUCAUUAUGGCUUCCCAGCAGGAUUGGAUAAAGAAGGAAUUGAAGCAAAAUUGCAAGAGCUUUGCUUGAAAAAUCUAAAUGAUUUAUCAUCUGUUGGUUUGAUUAGAAUGGAUGAAGAAGUCAAUUUUAAACCUACAGAAAGUGGUAAGCUGAUGGCAUCAUACUAUAUUGCCUUUGAUACGGCAAAACUGUUCUACAGUAUUCAUGGGACAGAGUCUCUGACUGAACUGGUCACAAUGAUAUCUACGUGUAAUGAAUUCUCAGAUGUACAACUCAGAGCAAGUGAGAAGAAAUUACUGAAUACAUUGAAUAAGGAUAAAAACCGAGUAACCAUUCGGUUUCCAAUGGAAGGGAAGAUCAAAUCCAGAGAAAUGAAAGUGAACUGUCUUAUACAGGCCCAGUUUGGAUGUAUCCUAGUUCAAGAUUUUUCUCUAACACAAGAUAUGGCAAAGAUUUUCAGACAUGGCACACGCGUGACCAAAUGUCUAGCUGAGUUCCUGGCAUUGCAAGAAACUAAAUUCCGUGCAUUUCUCAAUGCAUCAAUUUUAGCCAAGUGCUUCAGAUGCAAAUUAUGGGAAAAUUCAUCACAUGUAUCCAAGCAAUUGGAGAAAAUUGGUGUCACACUGGCUAAUGCAAUGGUAAAUGCUGGGCUUACAUCAUUUAAGAAGAUAGAAGAUAUGAAUGCCAGAGAACUGGAACUGAUUGUGAACAGACACCCUCCAUUUGGAAAUCAAAUAAAAGAAUCUGUGAUAUAUCUUCCAAAGUAUGAACUUGGCAUUGAGCAGACCUCAAGAUAUAGUCCUACGGUAGCCGAAAUUGUUGUCACCAUAAUGUUAAAAAACUUUGAGCAGCUACAGAAGAGAAGAACAGCACCUGAUUUUCAUCAUGUAACACUCAUUAUCGGAGACUCUGAUAACCAAGUUGUCUUCAAGCAGAGAAUUAUGGAUUCUGUUCUGCUAAAAUCAGGAACUUGGGCAAGAAAAAUUGAAAUUAAAAGAUCUUCUACAUCAGAGGAGCUUAGUGUAAAUCUGAUAAGUUCUGAGUAUGUUGGCCUUGAUAUUCAGCAAAACGUCAGUGUUUUCUAUGUGGGGCCCCAGAGAGUUAGAGCAGUUGUGGGAGAUGAAUGGAAAUCUGAAAAUUCUAUUUCAAGCAAAAACACUGCCACGCUUAACUUUGGCUGCCUCAACUUGCAGACAAUAAUAAAAUCUAGGAUGAGAGAAUGUAAUCAUCACUGCAAAAAUAAGGAAGCCUGUGGACAUGAAUGCUGUAAAACUGGAGUUUCUCACAAGGCUGACAAUAAAACUAAUUCAAACUUCUCUUCAUAUCUAAGUGAUCUAAGGAGUCGAAAUUCAGUUUCAUCAGCUCCACCAGUAAAGAGACUAAAGAUGCAGAUGCAAAGUGAGGCAAAAAGCAUGAGUCUACAGAAGUUUGUCUUCAAACCUAAAGGUCCUAUGACAGCCUUUUCUCGGUAUACACAUCUGACAGCUCCUGAACAAGCAGUAUUGCAACAAGAACCUUUUCAUAGUACAAGAAGUUAUACAGAACAACCACAAGAUGGCGCACCAGGAUGCUCGUAUUCUGGAAACAAAGUUUGUGAAAACCAGCAAAGUGGAAAUAUAGUAAAGUAUCACAGUAAUGUGAAACAUGCCGACCGAUACAGCUCAUGGUUGCUGGAACCAGUAAAUGUGUCAUUUGAUCUAGGAAAUGACAUCUGGGAUGAAUUUGAUGAUGACAACUUGUUGGAUGCCAGCAACUUUCAAACAGAAACACCUGUUUUAGGUACCAAAACCGUGUUAUGUAAUAAGAGUCAUUCAGAAGCAAAAUUUUCAUCGCCCACAGAACAGAAAGAGAACAAUUUAAAUUCCAUUCAUCCAAUAAAAUAUUCUCAUUUAGGAAUCAGUUCUGACAUUAAUAUCCAUAAAUAUGUACCUUCCUUGGGUACAGAAACAUUAAAUUACAGACAACAUGGAAACAAAAUUGACACUGCUCAUAAAGCUGAACAAUAUUUGGGGAAGAGUGAAUGUAGCCGUGAGUUCUCUACACUGAAUUCCUCAUACAAAGUCGGUAACCCUGGUGACUUUUUUGUCAAUAAUAAUACAGGCCAUGGAAGUGACAACCAGGAUGAAGAUACUCAGGCGUUUAUUGGAAUAUUUGAUGGAAUUUUUUAAAAAUACCAGAGAUUUUACACCAAGUCAUGUGGAGAAAUGAAUGUUCAGAUUCAACUUUAUACAUUUUCCCAGUUCUUUUUCAAAAUUGAACUUUACAGACAGUGUAUUUUGCGCGUUACUAUUAUUUCUUUGUGAACGUCAUUGUAUUAUACUGUGUAUUUGUUGUUUUGUACAUAUUACCAUAUUUCACACUAGUCUAUCUUUUAUUCUUUUCAACGCUUCAGAAGGCUUAAUUCCAGUGUUAUUUUUGACUACUUUUUAGGUUGGAACAUCCAUGCAACUUUUUAAAACCUCGGCUCUAAUGAAACAUAUAAAGUGAAUAGUGGAAAUGUUUAUUUUAGAAUCCUUCUGAAAGUAUCACAUAUCACAAUAUUCUACAUUUUGUGCAAAUGACACUCUCAGGUUUAAAAACUCAAUUACAGUUUAAAUACUAACGUUAGGAAAACAGUUGGUUUUACUCCUUCAGUAAUUAAUCUGAUAGGGAUUAUUUGAGAAAAUGGAAUAUAUAGAAAAAAACAUAUAUUGCCUGUUAGUACAUAUUUGGGAUAAAUGUCAUUUAAAGAGGUUAUAUAUUUGGAUGUUGUUUGUAAUAUAUGGGCUGUGUUUAUCUUUUUCACCGUGAAAUUAAGGUGUAUCACUUUAUUCUAACUUCUCCUUCUCAUUGCUCGUGUUCUCGUUCUGUUUACCUCUCAUCAACCUUAUUAGCAUGCUGACAAUAUUUUGAACUGCAUAUUGAGGUGUGUCUGUCUUAGUGCAUACUCUGAUUUAGGGGUUUUGAUCAAGUGUCAAUGGUUAGUGGCCAUUGAUUGUUCAUGGUCGAUGGUUUCACCAACGAUAGAAGAGGUAUGGUGCUGCUUAUUACUGACUAAGGUCGAUGGUCAUAAAUCAUUGAUCAUCUAUGACGUGUGCCUCAAUUGACAACCCUACUUUCAUUCAGCAAUGGCUGUACACGGAUCAGACUCAGAGGGUUGGUAUUGAUAUACCGGCACACAGGAUCACGGCGGUCAGAUUGGCGACAGUGGCAUCCCGAUGGUCAAAAUCCUGAUGGAUCCUAGUAUUUUAACCGUAACCCUAAUCAUAAUCCUAACCCUCACGCAGCCUAACCCUAACUCACCCUAACCAUCCCCUCCUGCAGCCUAACCCUAUCCCUCCCCUCCUGCAGCCUAACCCUAACCCACCCUAACAUCCCCCCUGCAGCCUAACCCUAGUGCCUAACUUUAAACCUAACCCCAGUACUUCCAUCAGGAUUCUAACUGUUGGAAUACCGCUGUUGGCAUUCUAAACAUUGGGAUCCUGACUAUAAGGAUAUUAACUGCAUUCUGACUCUUACAGUUCCUCCCCAUCCCCUUCAUCAAAGAAAGUUCCUACACCAAUCAUGAAGAAGGAGAAAACUCGCUUGUGAUUGGUGAAUGGAUACCUUUUAAUGUAAGGGAUUGUGGUAUACGGUGUGAACAGAGCAUGACUGAUAGCUCUUAAUCUGAUCUGUGGCAGUGCUAUGGAUUUUCAGCAAGCUAAAGAAGUUGUUAGCAAUGUAUGCAAAAAUAUAAGCAGAUAUUCCUGAAAAGAGGUGGUGAUACCCAGUGAGUGACAAACAUAAAGUAUAAAUAGAGGUGACGAGAGGGUGGGUGCUCACAACUGACCACUCCCAUUAAAAGUACCAGGGCCCAAAACUUUUCAUGGCAGCCCUGUAUAUAUACACACAGGAUUACAUAAUAUUGUGAAUAUAUAUUGCAAUGUACUGUACUUUUUUGUAUAACAUAUUUAACAAAAGUAGCAGUUAAAUAUCCUUCUUUACAAUGUGUUACCUACUUAGUGCUCUUUUCAAAAAGUUACCAGAUACUAUUAGAAAAUAAACACAGCCAAUUUACUGUUAUUCAACUGUACUGUGAGCAAUAUAUAAUAAGUAUCGCUAUUAAUUCUAAUAUAGACUAGCCUUGUCUUUAUGCACAAAGCCGCAACUGUCUUUGUGGAAUUAAACUUCUAUAUAAAUUGCAAUUACUAAAAUCAAUCAAUGAAACCCAUCUUUGGUAUAUUCAUACAUGCCGGAUACAUGCCAUAUACUGUAUAUGUAUUUCCUAAUGUGUCUGUUUAUUUGAAACAUCCAUUUAUUAAAAUAGAAUUGAUAAGCAUAUUACUUUCAUUGCUAGCAUUAACAUAGAAACACAUUGUUCUAAUUUUCACCUGUAUCUAAAUAAAUAGUCAUCUCACCACAUGUAUGCAACAGAAAACCACAAUAAAGUAACUUUCAAGUGUUAA
This is a messenger RNA of Pseudophryne corroboree (corroboree frog), 7346 nucleotides long. It is a transcript of the gene HFM1, whose product is annotated as helicase for meiosis 1. Gene Ontology annotation, molecular function: nucleic acid binding; ATP binding. NCBI's taxonomy places the organism in Eukaryota, Metazoa, Chordata, Amphibia, Anura, Myobatrachidae. The transcript is spliced from 40 exons. Bases 792 to 5090 code for a protein of 1432 amino acids. The record is from RefSeq and is a predicted model, not a curated record.